AUGGACUUCAACCAUUCGCGUACGCCGACUACAGCAACCACCCGGACCCGCCCCCCGCUUCCCCAUGGCCCGCGGAUGCCCAACAACCUUCGAGGACCGAAGUCGACACCAAAGGGCAUCAUCUCGUUCGAUGUCUACAAUCGUGUAGAGGAGGCGACCCCAGCGUACUCCAGCCCCCGCACCUCGACUUGCUCGCCAUCGUCCUCGAGGUUCUCGGUAGACCGUGUCCCUCCACUCGAAUGCGGCUCCUCGGCUCACUCCGCGGUGAGCAAGGGUGUGCAGACAUCUGUGGGAGAGCCUAUAACCCCAGCCACACCAUCUACCGCUUCACCCGUCGUCAAGGUCAUCAAGAAGACUGUAACACUUAAGCCCCCGCCAGCCGUGAACUUUGAGUCCGUCCCGGUGCCGUGGCGGGGAAUGAGCCUGCAAACAGCACAAUGGAGUCUCACAUCGCGACAGCUUCAGGAGAUCGUUUCGACAGCAAUACGGACGUCCGCUCAAGAAUCGUUUAUACGACUCGUCCCCCUUCAAACGCUAGAUGAGCAGCUGACGGCGGAACUCGAGCGUCUGGAGUCGCUCAGGACGACGACACAGGCACAGUAUAGGUUCAACGUGCAGAGGAGGAUGAUGUUGUUACAAUCGCUGAAUGCACUAUCUACCUCUCAAUCCCCCGACGCCGGAGAUCGAGAAGCUAUUGGAAACCUAACCGCGCAGCUGGCUGAGGUAGCAGCAUCCUGCGAUCGGCUCAUGGAAACCCUCUUGAUUCUGUCCGAUCAACGUGCUCAAAUCCAGCGAUUACAGGACGUCCACAUUGCGUCAGCGCUUGCAAUGGCAUUACGCAAACUGAACACUUCAUAUAGUCGACGAGCAUCCGAGCUGGAUCAGGCGAAGAUCAAGAUCGAGGAACUCAAGGCGGAAUUGGAGGAGGCAUGGCAAGUUGCAGAGGAAAUGGCACAGGAAAUGGACGACCUAGACAACUUCGACUUUGGCUACGACGAUGAAGUUCUGGAGACCACGAGCGCAGUUAUUGGAGAGACACGCACCGAGCAAAGCGUGCAGCUUGCUGAAGUGAUGGAGAUUACAGGGACGGCGGUGGCGACGAAGGCUAAAUAUACCAACGCAGCUGACGGGCAGUCGUCGAAUGGCGACCGGGCGGGUCGAGUUACGGCUGCUCGACGGCGGAGCAUUCGUACGUCAAAAGCGAGCUUGCGUCUCCCGAAGACGCCAUCGACCCCUGGGGAACAAUCCACCACGCCCUCCCGAAGGGCGCGGAGCCGUAGUAAGAGCUGUCGUCGCCCAUCCAUGACCGCAGAUGGAAAUGUCCCACAAGUUCCUAUCAUUCGCAUUGAUUCGACGUCCUCUUACAAAGACGACUCGUUCUUGGAGUUGUCGGAGACGCGACCUGCAUCUCCUACUAGCAGCGCCUCCCCACAAUCGCCACCUCCUCUUCCCCAGACGCUGGUCAUCGAUGCCAAGUGGAAGAGAGACACGUUAGAACUCCCUGCACCAUCGCCUAACCCGACUCUGCCCUCGCCUGGCUUUGAUCGCACGAUUAUACCACCGCUGACCCUGCGCGGGUCGAAGGACGAUGCAUUCUAUGCUACCCCGCGGGAACUCGACGUGGCUGCUGGCAGGCGGGUACAGUCUAUGCAGCCGCUCUCUCGAUCAGAUACCCUUCCCGAAAUGCUACUCAGCGCUCUUCGGCGAACCAGAUCCGACUCUCGGAAACUGGGCCGGGCGCUGCAGGAGGUGCAAAAACCAGCUAGAUAUUCUGUUCCCCUGCGUGCCACCAAUGAGGUCGAGCAGCCUGUGCAGGCUAAGGCGUACAAACUUCCGGAACAACCUGCGACAGAAGUUCCCCCCAGCCCGAGUAGUCAAGCUUAA
Fibroporia radiculosa is the source of this 1884-nucleotide messenger RNA. RefSeq lists its product as uncharacterized. The coding region runs from base 1 to 1884 and encodes 627 amino acids. The record is from RefSeq and is a predicted model, not a curated record. Lineage: Eukaryota; Fungi; Basidiomycota; Agaricomycetes; Polyporales; Fibroporiaceae. The transcript is spliced from 2 exons.